Aspergillus alliaceus is the source of this 2148-nucleotide messenger RNA. RefSeq names its product putative autophagy ubiquitin-activating enzyme ApgG. The record is from RefSeq and is a predicted model, not a curated record. The coding region runs from base 1 to 2148 and encodes 715 amino acids. Gene Ontology annotation, biological process: protein modification by small protein conjugation; C-terminal protein lipidation; autophagy of mitochondrion. Gene Ontology annotation, molecular function: Atg8 activating enzyme activity; Atg12 activating enzyme activity. Gene Ontology annotation, cellular component: phagophore assembly site; cytoplasm. The transcript has 7 exons. NCBI's taxonomy places the organism in Eukaryota, Fungi, Ascomycota, Eurotiomycetes, Eurotiales, Aspergillaceae.
AUGCAGUAUACACCUUUUGCCUCAGAUAUAGAGCUACCCUUUUACACCGCAUUAGCAUCCUUGAAGAUUAAUCAUGACAAGCUCGAUGAUUCUGCCCGCAAAUUAAUGGGCCUCUAUGAGAUCCGUCCCACGGAUCCGCCUAGCACCUCGUGUCGGAUGCAGAUACAUGGAAACGCUCUAACUAGUGACGAGACACCAGCAGGUUUCUACAGAGCGGAGGGAAUGAUUAGGAAUGUCAAUACUAUUGAAGAAUACCGAGAUACAGACAAAACACUUACGCUUCACCGAUCUGGUAAAAUGAUAUGGGAUGCGAUAAAAGAUGGCACUAUCUAUUCCUGUCCGUCCCUCUUGUCUUCCUUUGUCGUACUUUCCUAUGCAGACUUGAAGAGAUACAAAUUCUAUUAUUGGUUUGCAUUUCCCGCACUUCAUUCGGACCCUUCCUGGGCCCCGCUAGAGGGACCCAAUGAUACUGUCAACUCAGAUCCUUCCGAAACGGGAUAUGUACCUUUCCGAUACUUGUCAAGUGUCGAAAGUUCGACGCUUGUGGACGCUGUACAUACCUGGAGCUACGGCGUCGACACGCGCCAACGAGGUUUUUUUCUAGCUCGAAGGAUCUCUACUAAUGGCGGUGAAACCUAUACUAUCAACAAUACUAAUCCUAUGUCAGAAAAUGAGAGGAUAACAGACGCCGGGAGUAUCUGUUGGCGGAUUGCUACUUUGUCGGAUUAUGAAAGUGGGUUUUUUGAUGGAGCUAACUUCGAAGACUGCUUUGUUUGCUUUGUUGAUCCCUCCAAUUACGAAAACGCUCCUGGUUGGAUGCUCAGGAAUUUGCUUGUACUUGUGAAACAUCGAUGGAGACUGGAUAAAAUCCAAGUCUUGAGAUACCGCGAUAUACAUCCGAAACGUGAGCAAGGCCGCAGCAUUGUGGUGACAUUAGCGGAGAAGAAUCAACACCUGUUAGAUUCUGUGAAAUUGAAGGCUUUGGAUAGUUUCAUACCCAAAGUGACUGGGUGGGAGCGUAAUCCUACAGGGAAAUUGACAGGAAGAUUGGUUGAUCUUACAGAAUACCUGGACCCUGAAAGAUUGGCAGAUCAGUCUGUAGAUCUCAACUUGAAACUUAUGAAAUGGCGAAUCAGCCCCAGCUUAGACCUCGAAAAGAUCAAGCAUACAAAAUGCCUCUUACUUGGCGCAGGUACACUGGGAAGCUAUGUUGCCCGAAAUUUGAUGGGCUGGGGGGUAACUAAAAUAACGUUUGUGGACAAUGGGUCGGUAUCGUUUUCGAAUCCAGUGAGGCAGCCGUUAUUCAGCUUUAGAGAUUGUCUGGAAGGGGGAGCUAAAAAAGCACAUCGGGCUUCUCAAGCUUUGUCGGAGAUUUAUCCAGGGGUCCAGUCCACUGGAUAUGCACUAUCUGUGCCGAUGGCUGGACACCCGGUAGUAGAUGCUGAGAAGACCCGAACCGAGUUUGAACUCCUUAAACGACUUAUAGAUGAGCAUGAUGUUAUCUUUCUAUUGAUGGAUACGAGAGAAUCUCGGUGGCUACCAACUGUUAUGGGUAAGGCAGCGGGGAAAAUUGUGAUGAACGCAGCACUAGGCUUUGACUCUUUCGUUGUUAUGCGUCAUGGCGUGAAGAUUGUGGAAGACUCAGCAGCAGAACUCGGUUGCUACUUCUGCAAUGAUAUUGUAGCUCCAAUGAAUUCUGUGAAAGACCAAACGCUGGAUCAACAGUGCACUGUGACUAGACCGGGCGUGGCCGCGAUAGCCUCCGCACUGUUAGUUGAGCUUCUAGUUUCCAUUCUUCAACAUCCACUUGGUGCAGCGGCUCCGGCUCCGGCUCCGGCCUCAAGAAGUGAUGAUCGAGGAAGUCAUCCCUUAGGACUCGUGCCGCAUCAGAUCAGAGGUUUCCUUUCAACAUUUGAGAAUCUAUGCGUAGUGGGUAGGAGCUACAAAUGCUGCAGCGCUUGCUCAGAUAAGAUUGUCGACACGUACAAGGAGAAAGGCUGGGAUUUCGUGCACAAAGCUUUGAAUGAGUCUGGAUACGUGGAAGACCUAAGUGGUCUCAAGGAGGUUCAAUCAACCGCCGAAGCCUCAGCUGCCGACAUUGAGUGGGAUGACUUUUCUGGAACCGAGGAUGAGAUAGAAGCUAUCUAG